AUUGCCGAAGCAAAGGAAAAGAAAAUCAGAAAAUUAAGGUAGCUUAGUGAAAAUGGCAGCCUCAGUUAUGGCAUCAGUGAGCCUCAAACCAGCUCCCUUUAGACUUGAAAAGUCUUCUGUGAGAGGCCUUCCUUCUCUCUCUAGAGCUUCUUACUCCUUCAAGGUAGAGGCUAGUGGAGUCAAGAAAAUCAAGACCGACAAGCCAUAUGGAAUUAACGGUAGCAUGGACUUGAGGGAUGGAGUUGAUGCCUCUGGAAGGAAGCCUAAGGGAAAGGGUGUGUACCAGUAUGUAGACAAAUAUGGUGCUAAUGUCGAUGGAUACAGUCCAAUCUACAACGCUGAUGAGUGGUCUCCUUCUGGUGAUGUCUAUGUUGGAGGUACAACUGGAUUGGCCAUAUGGGCUGUUACUCUGCUUGGGAUUCUUGCAGGAGGUGCUCUCCUUGUCUACAACACAAGUGCAUUGGCACAGUAGACUCAUGUUGUAAUCAAGUUGUUGAUGUUGUAAUCUUUGUAUUGUUAUAUAAGCCUCUCCAACUAAACUGUCUAGACAAGAAAUAUACUCUUUAUGCAUCUUUACUUUUUAGUA
Molecule: messenger RNA, 586 nt
Organism: Cannabis sativa
Lineage: Eukaryota; Viridiplantae; Streptophyta; Magnoliopsida; Rosales; Cannabaceae
Product: photosystem II 10 kDa polypeptide, chloroplastic
Exons: 5
Coding region: 53-472 (139 amino acids)
Biological process (GO): photosynthesis
Cellular component (GO): photosystem II; thylakoid membrane; photosystem II oxygen evolving complex
Source: RefSeq, a predicted model, not a curated record